Molecule: messenger RNA, 9634 nt
Organism: Penaeus chinensis
Lineage: Eukaryota; Metazoa; Arthropoda; Malacostraca; Decapoda; Penaeidae
Exons: 10
Coding region: 252-8981 (2909 amino acids)
Source: RefSeq, a predicted model, not a curated record
UGACGACGGGGCUAUAAGCUGCCCCGAGAAACUUUUUUUAUAUAUAUUUUUAAACUAUAUAUAUUUUAGAUGUAAACGUAAGGGACGCUAAGAAACGAAAACAAAUGAACUAAACUGUGAUAGAGCUGUGAUAUGUGAUAUUAGCCAGAGGAAGCGAUAUGCGAGGAGGAGACCGCGUGCUGGCAACUCCCGCCGGUGUCGAGACGCGGAGAUGAUACAGUGUUGACUCGGACGUCGACGAGGCUGUCACGAUGAUCUACGAGGAGAUCGACGAAGUGAGGUGUGUGCUGGCCGCCCUCAAGCCAGCCACGCCCAUCAGCGAACGCCCGCGGAUGCCCACCCCCCCCACGCCCACACAGGAGUACGAGUUUCUAUUCGAGGCGACCUCCUCAGCUCCGAACACCAACACACUCUCCAGCAGCGAUACGAAAAGGGGGGGUGGAGGACGCCGGGCAGGAGGCUCGUGGGUGAAGAGCCCAGGAGUGCGGCGCCCCGAGGUAUCCCAGGUGACGCUACAGGGAUGGCUGUACAAGCAGGGCGCCGACGGCCUGCACCUCUGGAAGAAGAGGUGGUUCGUCCUCUCCGAGUACUGCCUGUACUAUUACAAAGGUCCGGACGAGGAUAAGGUGCUGGGGUCGCUGCCUCUGCCCUCGUUCAAGAUCAGCCCCGUGGACUCCGAGGACCGCGUGUACCGCAAGCAUGCAUUCAAGGCCGAGCACCAGAACAUGCGCACCUACUACUUCGCGGCGGAAACCAAGGACCAGAUGGCUCAGUGGAUGAACGCCCUGUCCCUCGCCUCCAUCCUGCAGAAGGACACCAGCCUGGAAGAGAAGUGGAGCAGCGGAAGCAGCGCGCGGCGGAGUGAGCGCCCUUCGGUCUCGUCUUUGGCGUCGACGGCCUCGCCCUCGGCCGACGAGAGCGACUCCGGCUUCCACGGCUACAGGUCGAGGAGGUACCGGUCCCCAGACGGCCGGUCUCUGGACGAGGCAAGCGAAUCGUCCCGUUUGCAGGGCGACCGCCUGAACACCUCGUGCGAUUCGUCCCUGAUCCUGCGGUCCGGCGAGCGACAGCCCCUCUACGCCAACGCCCCACCCAAGCCCAAGCGGCUGAACUCCUCAAGGGACUACAGCACCUCUCCGGAGCGGUCGCCCGAAAGGGACGAGAGAGACCCGCGCAUCUACACGGACCAUGGUGGCGGCAACGGCGCCGCGGACUCGCGCUCGCCCGACGCCCGAGGACUGCACUUCCACCCUCCUUCCGCCGAGCGAAGGACUCCCGACGCGUACGGAGUGACGUCGGGCGGCGCACGCGGGGACUACGAGGACGUGUAUGGCGACAGCAAUGGCUCCAGCUCCCUAGCGCAGAGUCCCAUCCGGAAGCCCGAGCAGAGAGACUCGUUCGCCUCGUCUAGAAGCGGUGGGACGAGACUAUCCGAGGAGCUGCAGCUGGCCGACCCCAUGAGGGCCACCUUCCGCGGCCAGGAGGACACGCUCCCCCGGGUAUCACACCCGGACCCACACCACCGCCACCGACCACAGGGACCACCGCGCCCGCACAGCGCAGACUUCCUGGAGUACGACCGGCGGCACGGCAACAACGACAUGUGGUCCUACCGACGCGGCAGCGGCGGGGACCUCCCGAGACCCAACGAAAUUCGGCCCAAGUCGUCCGUGGGUCAGAGCGACCUGGAUCACUGGUCGGAAGAGAAUUAUGCUCAAAAGAUGCGGCAGUCGUCGUUGUACCACACGCACAUGCACAGCAGACCCACGUCGAGAUUCUCGGCAGCGGGGAAAGGUGAGAGCCCUGUCGGUGACCAUCACCAUCUGCACAGCCCCCACGGUGUCCCUCAGCGUGUGCCACCAGCCGGGGCCGCCACGCCUGAUCUGUACACGCCACACAAACCCUCGGGCAUGGCACCGGGCACCACGAACAGUCUGCGGCAUGGCAUGGUUGGAGACAGCAGGCCAGCCUCGAGACAGGACCUGAGUCAGGAUCCUCGGCCCGAUGUGAGGCCCGACCUGAGACAGGACUCGAGGCAUGACCUCAGACCAGACCCAAGACUCGAAUCCAGACCAGGACACAUGCGAGCGGAGCCGAGGCAAGAUCCGCGUCAAGGGAUGACACCCGAAGCGCACAGACAACACAAUCACGAGGAUCCUCACAACAGAUCGGACACGUCACCCAACACGACGUUCAACAGUGUGCCUACCCCCCCAGGCAGCUAUCAGAACAGUGCCUCUCCCAGUGGCAGCGCCAACAACAGCUUCAUGAGAUCGGCGUCUGCAAGGCUGCCACGACACAAACUGCAGGAUGAUAUGAUGAACACCUCAUUGCCUGAUGAUGGGUCGGAUGGAGACACCAAAAAGAUGCAACAGAGAGAGGAAUCAAUGAAAAGGCUACUGGAGUGGAAACAGAGGAUGUUACAGUCACCCUUAACACGGAAGACCUCCCCUCGCCAAGAUGCAACUGCAACGCCACAGCCUCGAACAAAUAGCGAAGCUUAUAGGCAGCAAGUCCUAAAUGAGCUUGCAACUCAGGAAGCCAGAUCAAAAAGUGUCCAGAGUCACGGACAUGGCCAGAGCCAGUCUCCUGGGAGGACCCUGGGACAAGUUCCGCCUUCGGGGUCUGUGCCAGGAAAGCCCCACGGCUUCUCACCCAAUGGAUCAGCUGCACUGCACCACGGGUCAGGUAGUCAACCAGGUCAGGUACCUAGUGACUGUUCUGUGCCUCAGGAGUACGUGAGUGCCAGUCCAAUGAGUCAGGGCCAUGUGAAUCAGAGUCCCAUGUGUGUAUCUGGUCGAGGCCCUGGGGAGAGGCCGGCCCCUCAGGGGAGCUCCUCCCACCAGAGCUCUGAUAGUGGAACCAGUAGAAGGAGGGAAGGCCGAAGGGAGAACUCCAGGACCAGGCAUGUCAGUGGAGGAGACUCGAGAAGGUCAGCCUCCGCCUCGAGAUAUAACAGCUACUCAUCGGAUGAAGAAGAUCUGCUGGAGGAGCGUGAGACUCGCAAAAGGACUCGACGCAACUCGAGGAGAAGCAGUGCCGAGUUGAGUCGGGAUGGACGAAGGGCAGGCACCACGCCGGAAGGCAAAUAUCCAGCCUGGCCGGAAAAAUGCAGUCCUGAGGAAAUGUUGGACGUUUCCAGAGAUUUCCGGGAUGAAAAUAGGAAUGAGCUUAUGAGUGACAGUUUUGUACAGCAGCCAGUGCACGCGACACCUACUUCGUCGCCUGAUUAUGUGAAUAUAAAUGUUGUGAGUGAAUCGUGUGAUCCAAAAUAUUUAAAUAAAUUCAGAGGCAUAAACAAUGCCUCAGAUGUAGAAAAUGUUUGCAGUGAGAGAACAGUGAGCCAACGUGCUGAACCUGUGUUCAUUGAACAGCAUGAAGGCUAUGAUGAAGUGAGAAGGUUUGAGCCACAGCAUCUAGAAAAUGAACAAAACCCCAAUGUGUCUAGGAAUUUUGAACAGAGUUAUGUUUACAGUGACCGCUUUUAUGCAACAAGAGAUCCCUAUUAUGUAUCAGAUGUUCAAAUGCCAGCAAUAAACGAUCAUAAAUUUGACGAUGACAAGAAUACCAGUGCCUCUGUGAUUAAUGUUUCACAAAGAGAUCUGAACACUUCAUAUGAUUCUAAAACUUCGUCACAAAGUAAGUACCAUCAGGUGAACAAUAUAUCCUUUGAAAAUGAGCAAAGAAGGUCCUCUGUGGACAUGAACAAGAAUUCGCACCACAGUCUGCAUGGAAGGGAUGGCAAAGACUUCCAGAGCUAUGAUAGUACAACAGGUUAUCCCUCCUAUGACUCCCACAUUGCUCACAAAGGAGAUAGUCUGAACUCCCACAUUUCUCAAAGAGGGACUGGCUUUCAAGAUGAUACCACUUCCACUGGCAAAUAUUCAGACAGUGGUUAUGAUACUUUGCGUGCAGAAAUGCCCCUCAGACGUGAGGAGAACAGAAAUCCUCAUGGUGGGUCCCUGUGGAAACCAGAUAGUUUAGAGAGUAGCCCUGAGUGUUCAAGUGUUGUAAGAAGAAGGGGGUUUGAUCGCACUGGUAGAAGGCCGGAAACGUGGAGUCCUGAAAAGUUUGACAGGUCUUGGGUGGGAAGGCCAAUGGGACCAGAUCUGAAAUCGAAAGUGGAUGAAUCCAAGGUCGUGAAGGAAUACAGUUAUGAAUACAUUACUCCUGAUAAGAACUGUGAAUCAUCACCCCAGGAGAAUUUUAGAAAUAUGUCCAAUUCACUGAAAAAGUCAACCCCAGUUUUGCCAUGUUUAGAAAGUCCAAAAAUGGUGCAAGAAACUCAUCAACAGACUCAGAGUCAGAUGAAUUUGGUGCAAGAUAGGAUAAAGAAAUUUACAAGCAACGUUGAUGCCAAAGAAAAUCAUAUCAAUCAUAGUGAGGAAUCACGCAUUAAACCCUUAAAAUAUAGUGAAUCAAAGACACAAAUAGAUAAUCAAAUGAACAACUCAGGCUUCAAUGAGCAGCCUUCAAGAAACCUAAGAGAACCCCUGAAGGAACCCUUGAAACCUGUGUCUCAAGUCAGAAGUUCAGAAGCUCUUGUAUCACCCCUGAAAGCUGAGUUUGCCACCUCGGAAUCCACUAUGGUGACAGCUCAAGAGGCGCAAGUCAAGAACAUAUCUGAUUAUAAGAGGAGAGAUGAGGUUAUUGCUGCUGCAACCAUGGAAGAAGGUGUGGCAAAUCUCAGGUAUGUUUCGAGUCCAGAGCCUUCAAGUUUAGAGUACAGAGAACUGAGAAGCCCUCAGGAUAUCAUGGAUUCAAGGCUUAGCAGAACCAACAUCAGGAAGUUUUUGUUUGAUGAUGAUUCUAAGCCUGAGACUAACAAACAGCAUCAUAAACCAAUGAAUCCUGUUAAACCUCCUUUGAUGAAGAAACCAGUACAGCCUAGAUCUGUGAAGGCUCUCCUGAAGAAUUUCGAAGAGAGGAGCAUAGAACACAUGGAGAGGGUCAGUAUGAGUCAGGAUGUAUCAAGGAAGAAGUUCCACAGUGAUUCAGAAAUGCUGUCCAACGAGAGUUCAAGUGAUGAGGGCCCCUGUGAUGACCAGUACAAUGCAUUACCAGAGAAGACACCAGUGUCACCCACGACAUCAGUUCUUGCAGACCUGAGGAAGUCGGCAGAUGACAAGAAGGAGGAGAUUGCUCCUAUUGUUCCUCCUCCAAGGCCACCAAAGAAGCCAACAUUAGGAGGAGAUAUGGAUGUAGUUAUGGCCCCAGCCUAUCUGAGACUAAGUUUAGCAGAAUCUAUUCAAGAAUCCUUGAAGGUGCAGGAGGAUAGUGACAGCGGAGGUGAAGAGGCAAGUUGGAUGGACACCACAUUGAACAGUGAGCAAAGUAGAUUGCUUUAUCCUCCCUCUGAGCAUGACACGUCUAUUGUAAUAGACCUGGACAAGCCACCAGAGGAGGAUGCUCCACCACCUCCUAUUUGCCCAACAAGUGGAAUUCAGAGCCCUCUACCUCGACCAGAUCCUUAUAUAGAGGAGAACUACUUACCAAUGAGCCCACCUAAAAAGCCAAGCCAUGGAUCAGGUAUUCUUGCUCCAGCAAGUUCUUGCAGUAGUCUGAGCAGUAAGCAUUUGCCUACUCCAGAGCCUGUAUACCCUGAUGCCUUUGCAAAAACGGAAUAUGAAGAACAUACUUACAUUGAAAUGAGUGGAGACACAGCUUCCAAUAACACCCUAGGUAAUGCAAGUCUUCCUCCUCGACUUGAUCUCAGUAAAUUGACUGGUGACCAAACAUUUACUCCUGAGAGUCCUAGGUAUUACGAAAUUGGGGAUAAAGAUGAGCCCCAGCAUUAUGAGUACAUAUACAAGGGACAGUCUCACUAUGAAGCAAUCUACAUGGAAGUUCCAAAUUCUGAAAAGGAUGAACAUCCAGUAGACGAAAAACCCCAGAUUCCAGAGAAACCAGAUGAACUAAAACUACAGCAUAAUUCUGAGAGGAAAUAUCCAUCAGACACAGCUCUUAACUCCUCCCUUAGUAAGAUUGACACAAAGCCUCAGUCUAAUGUCUCAUCUGAUGCAGAUGACGAAGCCUCCAAAGACCUUGAUAGUUUGGAACCCCCACGCAACCCUCGUUUCAGCCUGUCAGAUACUUUCCGUCCAGCUUCAUACUACUUGAGUGGAGCUGAACCGUCAAGUGAUCCUGAUGCUCAAGAUUCCUCAGAUUCUGAUCUUGUUCCUCCUCCACCCAUACCUCUUAGUCCACCACCAAUGGACGAACUGGAAACUGGAGGACCAAAGGCCAAGAAUUUUGAUUUUGAGAAUCUAGAAACCCCUGAUCCACCUCCACAUCUCCGAAAUGCCCUGACUUCUUCAAGAUCACUCAGGGUCAGUCAGAGCAGCCUCAGAGAAGAUCUAAAUACUUCAAGAUCAUCUAUUGGCAAGGAAAAAAGGAUGUUUGAAAAGUCAGAAUCUUCCUCCAGUCUUCACUCCGAUAAACUGAAGAGAAGGCCAGUAUUUGAAGAGACUCUAGAAAGUCUUCAUGAUGAUGAUAGUUUCAUUCUAAGGUCAGAGGAUAGGUAUCCUGCAUCAGCUGCAUAUCCAGAAGAUUGUACAAUGUCUGGAGCAGAAAAGAAUAUCCAGAGAGAGAGACGGAAACCUUUCCCACAGUGUGCGGAAGAUAUUUUACUUCCUGGAGAGAAGCAUGAACCGUCUGCCAGGCCAAAGUCAGCUUUGGAUCACAACAUGUCUUUCCAGAGCAACUUGGACACUUCGUUUUCAUCUGGGAAGAUAGAGAAUCCUUAUGUGAAUGAAGGCUUCCAACAUAAUGCUCGUCCCAGUUUGAACAACCUUCAGGGUCCUGCAGUAGGCAGAGAGUAUUGUAAUAUACCUCCUAACUCAAAGGCCUGCAGUCAGCUAGAAAGAGAGAGGUCAAACUCAACUGGAUCACGACCAAAGUCUCCUGACCCGUAUGCUGACAGAAAGGAGCUUUCCACAUACCAGAAUGUCCCUGCACCAAGGACAUCAUUGCUGAAAAAGAACCCAAGUCAGCUGAUCUCUUCGAAUGCAGAACCGACAGGGUCUCCUAUGAUCGAUGCACUUCGUGGGGUUCACAGUCCUGUUGCACAAUUGAGUGUCAGUCACCAACGCACAUCAUCAGAGGCUUCUUCUCGAGGAUUAGUGAGCCCUACAGCUAGUGUCCUUUCUCUGGGUGGUGGCAAUGUGGCUCCUAUACACUUGAGAGCUGCUUCCAAUGUGUCCGUAGGAAGUGAAUCCAGCCCUCGCUCUGCGCCCUAUUAUUACUCUGAUGUGAUUCGUGAUGAAGGUGCAGCACUAUCUGAUGGGAUGGUAGGCACUCCAAGAUCAAGGUCCUACCAGCUCAAUAAUCAGCGCGAUCUUGAAGCUAAUAAAAGGCAGGAUAUAGGGCGUAAAGUAAAUCAGAUCACCAGUGCUUCAGACUUUGAACAGAGACGUGAAAGAUUGACACAAAACCACAGUCUGGCUCAUGAACUGAGAACUUCAGUUGAGUUUCUUGAAGGAAAAACUGUAACAUCUCCAGAUGAACGUAAUGUGUAUGAUUCUGACACACUUCGUAAAAUGAAGCGUCGUGCUUAUACCCCAGACCCAGAGCUUGAUGCUAAGAAUGUGUUUCCUUAUGGUCUUUCAGUGAAAAUGGACUCUCUUUCAGCUGGUCCUCAAAUGGGCCACCGUAGAACAAGGUCAUUAGAGGGACUAUUAGACGAACCAGCUCGGCCUUUUGCAAGUGGAGCAAGUAAUACCUUGCCACCACCUCCAGAAAAUUCUCAGUCUUUCAAUGGUCCAAUGCAACACAAUGCAGGUUGUGCCAAACCAGGUGUUCCACAGAUUGCCACAUCAGCACCCUUGAGAACGAGUCAAGGAAGUUCCUUGGGAUCAAGUGUAUCCCCUCCACCACCACAUCUUGUGACUGCACCACAUAGAGGUGCCUUCUCCCAGCUCACAAGUCAACGUGCGUCUGUCAGUAGCUUGCAUAGUAGUGGCAGUGUGCCACCAGGAGCAACCUCCCCUUACGCUACUUCUCCCUUGCCAAUAUCACCCUUGCCUCCGUACCAGAUUGGCAGCCGUGAUAGUCUGGUGAGCAGGGAGAGCACUGCGAGUCGAAUAAGCUUCCAUGAACCCAGGAGUCCCCAUCAACCACGCAGCCCUCUAAGUCAUGACCAGAUGGCUUUUCAGGAGAGCCAAGAAUGGGAAGACGACAGUCAGUGGCGGGAACAGCUUCGCCGUGCUUCAUUGAGGCACACCCGUUCCUUGGAGACUCUGGAUGAAGGACGCCCCCGUAGACCCGGCGACGGAGGGAGCACCGAAAACCGUCCUCCAGCCAGGCUGAGUGUGCCAAACCACCAGCCGAGCAUGGAAGACCACAACAGCCAGCGACUGCAUCAACAUAAGCUGGAUGAAUACACAGUUGACUACCGCGAGGGCCGUGUGGGCCCGAACCAUUACCGAGGGCAUGGCGGUCAACACUCGGAGACCCUCGAGAGAACUCGAAGGGGCCUCACAUGCCUUGAGGGAUACGAGUGGGACGAGGCUGAAGAGCGGUUCAGGAAACCGAACCCGCCCAGCAGGAUCCAGUCCCCGACACACCAACAGAACCACAACGUCCAGCAUCAGCCUUUUUUAGCCGACGGCCUCCCACCUUCACCCGAGACGGAGCGCGAGGAGCAGCGUCAGUGGCAGGAGAGCCCGGCGCCGCCCCCCGCCCCCGGUCCGCCCUCGCCCCGCCCGCAGGAGCACCCUUCUUCGGCGGGCGGCGAUGAGAGUCCGGCCGGUUACUCGGGGGUAGGAGGGAGGCCCGCCGACGUGAGCGAGGCCCGGCACGACAGCGCCGCCUUUACUGCGGUCUCGCCCACGCCACAAGAAGCCACGCCCACACCCACGCCCACAAGCAGCGCCUCUCUCACCGCUCCGGAUGUCAUCCCCACACUUGGUAAGUACAGAUCGCAAGUCAUGCGCUAUUUAAGGGACUCAAAGAGCGGUUACCUCUGGUCGGUUUUCAAGUAAAUUGGAUUCUCUCCUCCUGGAAUAUGACCCUUCUGUACAUUGGUGAAAAGGCUUGUUCCCACAUCACUCGGUUAAUGAAGGCAAAAGGCAUGUGUAAAAGGGAGAGGCAUAAACAACCUGUGUGAUAUAUCUUAUAUACAUGUAUAACAUAUAUUAUCUGUCUUCUGUUUAUCUGGUUAGUUGCCAAGGUGUAAACUGUCUUAUGUCUCUUUUCUGUAUAUUGCUGUAAUUUAUUUAUACCGACAAAGAGUAAAAAUAGGAUAGGUGGAGUUCCUUUCCCAAAUACCACCAUAUCAUGCCCUGAACUGUUUGAAUGACAGACAGAGAGAGUGGAGUGUCAAGGCUUGAUUAUCAUUGGAAGUCUUUGAGUUUGUAUGCUAGUAAAAUUUUAAGAAAAACAAAGAACUUCACUAAGGAAAUGUUUUAUAAACGUUUAUAUUAGUUCCGUGAAAGUAGUCGUUAGGAGAUUAUACAGAGGCCGGGAUGAAUAAAGUAGUAUAUGGUGGAUGAUUAUUAAUAACAUAUCCAUGUGAAGGUGUAAUUCUGUAUACACGCACACCACACUCACGCACGCACGCACCUACUCACGCACUCACGCACGCACGCACGCACUCACUCACUCACUCACUCACUCACUCACUCACUCACUCACU